AUGCUUUCUUCACUCAAGGUGAACCCCGCAGCUGCGAGGAUGGCGUGCGGGGCGGCCACUCGACACUGCCGGCUUAGCAGUUGGGCCAAGGCGCUCAGCUUUGCCAUCACACUGGCGCUUUUUUGUGCUCUUUGUUGUGAAGUUAGCGCGCUAGAGAUAGGCAAUUUUUUACCCGGCGACAGGAACAUGGAUGCCAUGGCUCGCUUUGCAUCUGUGAAGGCUUUGCAGGCUCUGCAGCGCGCGAUUGACGACCCUGAGCUGCAGAUAAAGGUGAUGUCUGCCCUCAUGCGUACGACGGACGGCUUUGACAUGUGCCAAUCGGCGCUAUACCGCUGCAACUCUGUGACUGGCGCUCUCGAAGAGGCCGUCAUCAAGGACAUGCGCAAUGGGACUGUGAAGUGGAGCGAGUACCCCAAGUCUGUGAAGCGGAUCCGCAUCACAGACUCAAGGCUGUCACAGCCACUUGUGCUCUCCAGCUUACCUGCAAACCUGGAGGAGUUCCUGGCGACGAACGUCGAGUGGCAAUCGAACUCGAUACUUCAAAACCCUCCAAGUGACGCAAAUUCCCUUACAAAUGGUGGCCUCGCUCAACUUCGCGUUUUACAAUGCAACCAGUGUGCUCUUGUGAAGGCAGAGGUGACGACAACGUCACCCCAGCUAGCGUCUCUUCACGUGUUGAGCCUUUCCGGCAAUCCGAACUUGACCGUCGAUCUCCGCGACCUGCCUCGCACCCUCUAUUCCCUGGAGCUCUCCCACACACAGCUGGUGCAUCCCACAGCCAAAGAAGUAUUGAAGGCUGCGCCAGCGUUUCUAUCGCGGCUGAACAUCAGCUUCACUGGUGUUGCCCUAACCUUCGACAUGCUGCGGUUUGCAAGCACGCAGCUAAAAAUGCUGGAUGUGUCCGGCCUGGGGAGCGGAGACCCGAAGUCACCUUUGUCUGUGUCUCAGCUGCAAAAAGUGUGCAGUGAAAGUGACUUCAACCCCGAAGAAUUGUACCUCACGAGCUGCAACCUGACAGGCAUCCUUCCUGACCUUCGCAACUGUGCAAAAUUGAAGGUGGUUGAUGUAUCGCACAAUCUCCUUGAGGGCGCCGCGUUCGCUGAACUCCCCAAGAUGAUAGAGUCGCUGCAUCUCAACAACAACGCGAUGCAGGGCACGCUGCGCACCCAAGAACUGCCGCGCACCCUGCGUUUUCUCGACCUCUCUGCCAAUCAGUUUACAGGUCAGCUCAACCUCUCGGAACUGCCGAAGAAAUUGGAGUACUUUGACAUUAGCCACAAUCGCUUUACAGGCAAUGUUAACCUGACGCAGCUUCCCGAGCCUAUCAAGUAUGUCUUCAUCCAGCACAACAACUUCACCGGUGUGGCCGACCUCAUCGACAUUCCACUUGGCAUUCGCUACAUCAUGAUUCACCACAACAAUUGGGACUACCGCAUGCCUGCAUCAUGA
Leishmania braziliensis MHOM/BR/75/M2904 is the source of this 1449-nucleotide messenger RNA. RefSeq lists its product as hypothetical. Lineage: Eukaryota; Euglenozoa; Kinetoplastea; Trypanosomatida; Trypanosomatidae. The coding region runs from base 1 to 1449 and encodes 482 amino acids. The transcript has a single exon. The record is from RefSeq and is a predicted model, not a curated record. Gene Ontology annotation, cellular component: plasma membrane.